Messenger RNA from Epinephelus lanceolatus (giant grouper), 2860 nucleotides. NCBI's taxonomy places the organism in Eukaryota, Metazoa, Chordata, Actinopteri, Perciformes, Serranidae. The record is from RefSeq and is a predicted model, not a curated record.
CUUUUAACUGUACUUCCGGUAAUUAGUAAAAUGAUCCGCACCUAUGUUCACAGCUUUCAGCGCUCGUGCGUGUGUCGUUGCGCAUUUUAUGAGCGUUCAGGUGGCUCAUGGCUGAGCAGCAACACACUCCGGGUGCACACAGAGGGCUUGGCUGAGCCCGGCGGAUAAAUGGGAGUGGCGGUGGCACCGUUAACAGUGCUGGCAGCCAGUGAGCGGAAGAUUUGUAAUCUCUGUCACAGAGCUGCCGUGCCAUUGGCUUCUACCGGGAAGCUGCCGCCAGAGAGUCAGUGAGGCGACAAACUGGGGAUGGUCCCGGGCUGAGUCUCCACAAUGAGCCGGGCUCAGAGCCGCCUGCUCCGCACUUGACGCGAACCGUCUCAACUUAAACGAGGCUUCGGCUUGGUGACAUUUUAUUAUUUUUUUUUAGCACAUUUUCAGUCGCCGAGACGCCUCCUGAAGGACGACUGACACCGGCUCACCUCAUGAUUUCAUCCCGCUAAAAGCUCUUGGCAAAGGCACAACAGUUUCUUCAUGGCGUCUCCACAACAGUCAAGAAUUCAGUCGUAUCUGGAGAAGAAUAAAAUCGGACCCUUGUUUGAGGAGUUGAUGACCAAAUUGAUAACUGAGACUCCCGACCAUCCAAUCCCUUUUCUCAUUGAUCACCUGCAGACCAAGCAAGACAGCCCCGGCAAGCUGCACAGAGCUCUCUCUGGCUCCGCAGCACUGUGGGCGCAGAGCUCCCCAGAGAGCAAAAACCCUCGAAGGGAGAACAGCAACUAUGAGAAGCCAUGGCAAAUUCACCCAAAGAAACCGAAAAAGUCCAAGAGCGACCUGGCUGUUUCGAGCAUCUCUCCUCCUUCACCAGAAUCCAAGUCUUUGCCACGGUCCAUUGAGUACCCAUCCUGGGACUGGAGGGAGAGCCGGGACUUUGACGAGCUUAACCACAUCCUGCAGGAGAGCAAGAAGCUGGGCAAGGCCCUGGAGAGUCUGUCACGCAGCAUUGCCAUCUCCGAUGAGCUCGACCAGAACUUAGGAGGCUAUAACUCAGUGCUGCGCCCGCGGGUGGUGGGGGAGUGGAUUGGUCGGGAAGACGAGGACGCAGACCCACUGGCUUCUGAGAUGCUGCAACCCCCCAUCCCUCGGGCUAAAACCGAAGUGUGCUGGAGUGGAGACAGCAGCCCUGCUGGGAGCUUGAAGAUGGAAACAAAGAGCAAAGGGCUAAAGGAGCAGCAGCAGCAUCACAAGAAGCUCCUGGCGGCCAUGUUGUCCCAGGACUCCUUUGAUUCAGUCCAUAGCCCCGCCCCCUCUGUCGCAGAAGAAGAGAUGGAGGACGAGGACGACGCCAUGGAGCUUCUGGAGGACCUGGAUGACCUGCGGAUGGAGGGCGUGACGGGCUUGGCUCCAUCUGGCAGCAAGUUCAGCCAGGGACGCAGCUCCUAUCAGCCUGAACCGCAGGCCAAAGUUACACUCAACAUCUGCUCUAGGUGUGCCAGGUUGCAGGGGGACAGUCUAUCAGACGGCAGAUCUGAAGAGGAGCACAGGCCUCACAUAUCUGAGCAAGCUGUACCUGACAUCUCCUCAGCUCCAUUGCCCGGGGUGGACACAGUGGCGGGACGGUUGCAGGAAUGCGAAGUCUUGUCUCAAGUGUCAGGCUCUCGUCAGGCUGUCUGGGAGGCUGAUCUGAAGGCUGUGAGAGGUGGGAGCUCUGUCGGGCAAACGGGCCUGCUACUGGGUGACUCCCUCUUUUCUAAAGAGCUGGAGAACAUGGGCAAACAGCUCGCUGAGGUUGAGAAGGACCUGGCCAAGCUGGCAGAAGUAGGGAAGAUGACCACCCGGAGCUCCAACAAUCCGCACAGUAGUCUGCUUCACACCCCUCUGCGCCACAGAACACUCCCCGACACGCUCCCUCUCACCAGCCUGCUCUCCAGACCCCAGUCUCCAGUUGGCAGCCUCUCAGGCAAGCCCUGCAGCGUAGGCCUCCCUCUGCUCAGCCCCAAGCCCACCUCGCUAGUCAUGGGUCGGACUCAAUCUCCCAGCAACCCCGGGAGCAGGACUCAAACUCCCAGAACGCCCAGCAGGCCCCUGACCCCGAAUAGUUUACUGACACGCUCCACCUUUAACCCUGGAUCUCAUAAAGAGGUGACCUUCAGAAGGUCACGGAGCCGCCCUGUGACGCCCACAUGUCAGCCCACACAUCCCCGACCGCUGCUCACCCCUCCUGGACUAAGCACUACAGACAGCCUUGGUGCCAGCCUACGGGCCUAUCUGUCUGAGGAUGAGUUUUACCAGCAGUUACAGGCCAUCCGACAGCCUUGGCAUAUUCCCAGUGACACAGACAGUGACAUCCUGGAGCCUCCUGAGCAGGAUAAGAGCGGAGCACGAGAUGCCAAUAAGAGAUCUGUGUUUUCAGGCCUAUAGUGACGAAGACCAGAGACAUUGAUCCAAUCAAACUAUUAUGCAAACCACUGGACAUUUUCAAUAUGUCUACAGAGACGAUUAUUUUUAUAAUUCAUAUGAAUGGGGAAAAAGAAGAUUGUAUACUUUUUUCACAGAUAUUUCAUAGACAUUGUACUGUAACUGUAUGAUAAAAUGUCAAAAAAUAUUACUUCAGAAUAUGGAAUAUAACAUUUAUUUUUGUUUGCUCUAUAGCAUGCUAUUGAACUUCCACGUGGAGUCCAGCAACAGAUGCAUUUUGUUGUUGACAGACUCUUUUUCUAGGCCUAGUGCAUCAUCACAUUGUGAGGGCAGCACACCCAUGUUAAGAAGGAGUUUAUUGAUAUGCACUGUUAAAAGAUGUAGUGUUAUGGAGGGAGUACAAGGAAUGCUGUUAUAUUAAUUAAAAUGAUUUGGUGCACAUGUC